Trichoderma citrinoviride is the source of this 1242-nucleotide messenger RNA. RefSeq lists its product as hypothetical. The coding region runs from base 1 to 1242 and encodes 413 amino acids. The transcript has a single exon. The record is from RefSeq and is a predicted model, not a curated record. NCBI's taxonomy places the organism in Eukaryota, Fungi, Ascomycota, Sordariomycetes, Hypocreales, Hypocreaceae.
AUGGACGAUCCCGACAUUUCGUGGCCCGCCUGGAAGUUUGGCCUGAAGCGGGACGACUUAUUUACGACACUCCACGAUCAGUACAACACCUUUACCUACACCCUCCAAGACCCCGAAGCCUUUCACCACGAUGUCUACGAAAUUUCCCACCGUGCGGACACGGCCGAAGAGUUCCAUCGCUUCAUGGCGGCUCGGCAGCGGCAGCGGCUCUCCGAACUCGAGGAGUCUCUUGAAACGCUCGCUGUCGAGAUCAUUGCCAAUCCGAAGUUGAUCGGUUCUGACCAGUGGCAGCACGCCCUUCAGCUCUUCCGGACCAAGUCCUUCGACUCCAUUGUCCGAUACUUUGCAAGCUACCUCCCCGAUGAUUACCUUGAUCGCCACGGACCCAGCUCCGUGCCGUCGAUGUCAUCGUCGUUUUCCGAAGCCGAUUCUAUUCACACGACCAGCACAAAGGCCAGCAGCGCCGGCGAUGCUCCUUACUUUGUCGACGACGACGACGACGAGUUCUUCCCCCACGGCUCCAUCACCGCCGAGCCCUGCGCUAUCAACACUCGAGACAUGCCCCUUUCACCAGAGUCUGAGGGCUCUCCAUCCGAGUCGGCCGAUUCGCCGGCAUUCACCUCGACGAACCCGCCGUCGCGGUCCAUGUCCUUCUCCAGCAAGCGCUCGGAGCGCCUAGACUCUCACUUUAUCAGGCGAUCUUCGAUUCGUGACGAUGACGAGACGUCUCAAUCCGACGACGGCGACACGACAGUCACGUCUGUGUGCGAUUCCACGGAGACUCGAUCUUCCUUUGACCCCACCGAUGUCGCCGACAAUGCCAAGGAGGAGUCCUUACCUGUACACAUUGUAGAUGGGGAUGAGGAAGACGAUGAAUUUUCUACCGCUCAACUUCCGGAAGACGAUUUCUGCAUUUUAGACUCCCUCGAUACCCCAACCUCGUUCAACAGCAACAAUACCAAUUAUGAUACCCUUGAAUCCGACAACACCCCCACCCCUAGGCAAGUCUCUGAAUCCACAAGUUAUGUCGACUAUAAAACCGCGAUUCUGCGAAAAGCAUCACCAUCGCAGCAACGCCCUUCAUACCGCCGCUCCCCAUCGCCGAGAUCGCUUCUUGGCCGGCGGCGAGAGGGGAGUCCCCCCCAAGAUGUCCGAAGAAGCCCGGAGGAGGCGCUCAGCAGGAUACAAAAGCCCAAGAGCAGCAGCAGCAGCAGUAGCAGCAGCAGGAGGUGGUUGGCUUGA